CUCCCAACAUGGCUGUCAAUCCCGCUUCUACGCCCGCCAACAUGGCCUUUGACGCGCAAACCGAGCCCUACAUCAACAUCAACAGCGACAUCCAUUCCUCCCAACCCACCAUACACGUCACCAAACGCCACGACCGCAGCACCCUGAUGAUGCUCCUGCAAUUGCUCAUCAAACCCUUUGCCGCGCAAUUAGUCUCCAACGAUACCGUCUUCCCCGCCGGCUCUCCCCAACUCACCCCGCACAAACGCGCGACGAAACGUUGUCGGGUGCAAGAGAGAAAAGUCGAAGAGAUUUAUUUGUAUGAUAUUGUGCCGACGGUGGGGAAGAAGUCGAAGUUGGGGGUCGCGCAGAAGCGGAUGCCUGGUGAGACGACCACUGAACCUGCUGCUGCUGCUGCUGGUGGAAUCAAGGAGGAGGAGGAGAAGAAGAAGAAGAGACGGGUGUACUAUUACUCUGGUGGAGGAUGGCAAUCGCCUGCCAAUAGCGAACAUUGGUUCUUUGUGUCGGAGUUGGCGAAGCAAUUACACCCUCACGGUUAUACCGUCACGCUGGUUUCAUAUCCCUUGGCCCCGAAUAGUGCCGCUCCGACAUCGUUUCCCGCCAUCAUGCGGCAGUAUCGCGCUCUGAUGGAAUUAGCAGAGGAGGAAGACGAAGAAGUGGUUCUAGCGGGGGAUUCUGCGGGCGGAAAUAUCGUUCUGGCAGUGUUAAUUCAGGCAUUGAUGGAGGAUGAACGCGAUGGGAUCGAGAGGCCGACGUGUACCAGUGUCAUGGCGAUUUCCCCUUCGACGGAUUUGACCCGCUCGAAUGCGGAUAUGCAUAGUAUUGCGAAGAAGGAUCCGAUCCUGCGGGUGCCGUUUGUGAUUGACACGGCGAAGAAGUGGUGUGGGGAGUGGAGUCCCCAGGACGUCCGAGUGAGUCCUCUCUACGCGGAUUUGCAAUGUAUACGGAAACGAGGCGUCAAAGUGCAUGGCGUGGUGGGAAGGUAUGAUAUUCUGAGUCCGGAUGCCAUUUUAUUUCGAGAGAAAUGCAACCAAGCUCGCAUUCAGGGCGAGUGGCUGGACUGGGACAAGCAGAUUCAUGUGUUCCCGUUGAUUUUUCGAUAUGGACUGCGCGAAGGUCACGCUGGCAAGGAUUGGGUCUUGGACGUUCUGAGGAGAACGUGAUGGAUGAUGGGAUUUUCCUCGUCUUCUGGCACUCUUACUACUUACUCAUCAAAAACAACACACGGCACCGCAGCUUACGGCACCGCAGCUUACUACAAGAUACGGGAGACGAACACUAGACUCAGCGGAUCGAGCAAGCUUCUAUAUCACGGUGACAAGGUCGCAACGUGAAAUCUGCUGGUCUUUAGACAAGUGAAAGGUGAUGGGAAUACAGAAUUAUGGUACCCGCCAGCAGGGGCGACGGGGUCUUGCAAUAAUCUACUGGUAUACCCGCAUGGCUCGCUCUCGAUCCAUUGCGCAACAAUCAGGAAUCGCGCGACGAUCGGGGGGACAUUGUACUUCGACACAGAUAGGCAUCGAGGUCAAAGUCCGACACAGCAGCCACGCCACGAACUUCUCCAGUUCCAGGAAAGCGACAGAGUUGUCGGCUGCUAUGGGCUUGGCUGAUGAUCUGCGUUGGGCUGGCAGAGGGGACGAGUUCUGUAUCAGCAUCAACACAGGCGCACGCUGCUGCUUUUGCCGCUACUUUACGCUUCGCCCACUCUGUAUCGCUAUACAUUGGAUCUGGCCACAUGUCGUCAGGCAGUCGACCGCCGUUGGCAUACCACUCCCUUAGCUCGGCCUUGAUCUUAGUAGACAGGGAGUGCAAGCUGCCGGCAACCGGGCGUUUCUCCGGAUCAUACGCGAGACACGCUUUCAAGAGAUUGCGUAUCUCGACAUCAUUCCCCAGAUUAGUAGUCAGAAUAUCGGCAUCAAUGUCGUGGUCCCUCUUGGCAUCGUAGUCGUCUAAGAAAAUUAGAGCAAACAGCGAAACUCCAAAUGCAU
Molecule: messenger RNA, 1988 nt
Organism: Sphaerulina musiva SO2202
Lineage: Eukaryota; Fungi; Ascomycota; Dothideomycetes; Mycosphaerellales; Mycosphaerellaceae
Product: alpha/beta-hydrolase
Exons: 2
Coding region: 9-1163 (384 amino acids)
Molecular function (GO): hydrolase activity
Source: RefSeq, a predicted model, not a curated record